AUGGCCGCAGCAGGGGAGCCGCUCUGCUCGACAUGCCGCAGUGUCGACUGGAUGGACGCCGGGCUGCCCCGAGUCGUCCACACCGACGCGCCAGAGCUGUUUACCACCAGCACCGAAGUGCGGCUCCUGGACGGAACCGUCGCGCCCGCUGCGGCCGCCAGGCUAGUCGAGUCGGCGCUGUUCCUGGUUUCCCUGGGGACGGUGCAAGAGCUGCGGGCCCGGAGUGCGCAAUGUCCCUGUUGCGCUUUCUGCCACCAGCUGCUUGAGCGCCGCUUUGAGGCCGCGGAUAUUGACAGGGCUGCUGGCGAGAGGGUUCCCGUGCACGUCUACACGCGCAAGUAUGGCGCUGUUGUUGUCGGGGACCGCCAUGGGAGAGAUGGACAAGAACAAGAGGGACAAGGAGAAGGCAGCCCCCGCGCGACGCACUUGAUGUGCUUCAGUCUCUCGUUCCAUCCGCAUUUCCACCACGGCGAGAGCGCGUCCUUUGCGUUGUUGGGUCGUCGCCAGCAGAUGCGUGGGAAGGAGACCGUGCCGUCCUUCGUCGGGCGCUUGGUGUCGCCGCGCUUUGAUCUAGCGCAGGUCAGGGGCUGGCUUGAGACUUGCGAGCUGCAGCAUUCCCCCGCGCGCACGGCCGAGAGUUUCCUCUCGCGCAGCGGCAAGACGACGGAGCUGCGAGUGGUGGACGUGUCGCAGCGGUGCCUCAAGACGCUCAGCAUCCAAGACAUCGACGGCGGGUACGCCGCGUUGAGCUACGUCUGGGGCGUCGCGGAGCAGGAUGUCCGCCUGACGACGGCGAAUCUGGCCGCGUACUCGAGACCCGGGGGCAUCCCCAGGCUGUCCCAGACGGUCGAGGAUGCGAUGCAGGUGGCGCGGGCGGUGGGCAUCCGGUACUUCUGGGCGAACGUCAUCUCGAUCCUCCAGGACGACGACGAGGACAAGGCCCAGAACAUCUUCGACAUGGACGUCAUCUACACGUACUCGCGCCUGACCGUCGCCGCGGUGGCGGGCACGAACUGCCACGAGGGCCUGCCCGGCGUCAGCUCCGACCGGCUCCCUCUGCUCCACACCAGCACCGCGCAGUUUGGUCUGGUCGAGAUCCCGCACCAGCCAGAACGAUCCCCUGCGUCGCUGUCCGCGAGCGGUGGCGGAUGGCCCAGCCGCGCCUGGACGCUCCAGGAGUUCCUCCUGUCCAGACAGACCUUGCUCUUCUGCGACCAGCAGGUCAUCUGGGUGUGCCGGGCGGCCGACUGGGCCGAAGGGCUGGACGUGGCCGAGGAGAGGUUCCGGUUCGCAAAGUACGACGGCCUGAACCGGCCUCGGCUCGAGUCCUCCCUCUUCGCGGAAGAACAGAGCAGCGACGCAAUAGGGGUCAUAGACGAUGGCUCUGCUGCCCAUCCCGGCCUUGAGGAGCAGCAGCCGCGCCCGGCGGACCUCUCGGACGCCGCCACCCUGGUCGAAUGCUACACCAGACGCAAGCUGUCAUACGAGAGCGACAUCAAGAACGCGCUCGAGGGACUCAUGUGGUAUAUCUCGUCUAUGACCCCCGGGUCGUCCUUCGUCUGGGGUCUGCCGGAGCCGCACUUCGAGGCCUUCCUCUGCUGGGGCGUGCGUGGCGGACCCUCCGCGACCCGCGGGGUGGUGAAGCGCCGGCGGGCCUUUGCUGAGGCCCCCUCGUGGUCGUGGAUGGCGUGGCUGGGCCAGGUCGUCUUCCCGCGCUUUGCCUCACGCGCCGCCCACGGCCACGGCUGGAGAUCCUGCGUCAAGUGCUUCCGGUACCCGACCUACCUCCACCGGCAGGGCCGGGCGUGGAACGACAUCCCCAGCGGGUACGACGCGGGCGCCACGGUCCUGGCCCGCCCCUACGACAUGUGGACAAGCGGCCUCCCGCUGCGAGACGAGUCGGCCGGCCUCGUGUUCUGGGCGCUGUGCGCGAGCGCGCUCGUCGAUGCGGCGUCCCUCGAGAUCCACUACGAACGACACGCGUCGAGCAUCCGCGUCCCAGCCCGGCAGAAGAGGCUGCGGGUCCAGGACCUGUGCGUCUCCGAGGACGUGGCGGAGAGGAUCGCCCAGGCUGGCCACGACGCGGCGUCGGUCGCUGUGAUUCUCGUCGCGGUGGCCGUGGAGGGCGCGAGGCUGCCUAGCAGUCAAGACAUCCUCGCGGCAUCAGACCGGAACUCUCAACUGAAAGACGAGGAAAGGGGAGAGAGUGAUGAGGACCCUCCCGGUGUGGUCUUUGAGAUCUGGGAUCGCGCCGUGCACUGCUUGGUGCUUUCGCGCGGUGACGAAGACGGCCAUUUCUGCCGCGAGGGCACGCUCUCGAUCAAGAUGGACGACUGGCUUCGGCUCGAGAAGGAGAGGGAGCUCGUCGUGCUGGAUUGACCCGAGUGUUCAUAAUCAUCCUGCUGGAUGUAUCGUGGUAUUUUCUCGCUUUUGCUUGCUGGGGGAAGGGAGUCAAGCGAGAGACAUG
Cladophialophora immunda is the source of this 2467-nucleotide messenger RNA. RefSeq lists its product as uncharacterized. The record is from RefSeq and is a predicted model, not a curated record. The transcript has a single exon. The coding region runs from base 1 to 2379 and encodes 792 amino acids. Lineage: Eukaryota; Fungi; Ascomycota; Eurotiomycetes; Chaetothyriales; Herpotrichiellaceae.